ACCUUGGUAUGUACAUUUUUUUUGGUUUUUUUAAGUGUUAAAAACAAUGAACUUUCCCAUCACAUUCUUCCUCAAACAGUCUACAUUCUUCCACCAAAGGCCAAAUUCAUUCAUCACUCCCAUCUCCAAAAUCGCCAUUCGCCGCUGCCCCACUCACAACCGGCCACCGUUCCCCUGCCCCACUCACCGCCAGCCACCGUCGCCAAAGUCUGCCAGUGCACAGCAGGUAGCCCGCAGCUAGGCAGUAGCCGCAGCACCAUAGCCACAGCACAGAUAUUGCUGGAAAGCUGAGACAAGGGAUAUCAUCAUGACAAGCUAUUUAUGGAAGAAGUAUGCAGAUUAUGUGUACACAAAAUGGGAAAGAACAAUUUUGUGGGAUAUGAUUGAACCUUAUAGACGGCCAAAGUCUUUUACCCCACUCGUUACUAUAUAUGUUGCAGCAUUCUACACUGGAGUCAUAGGUGCAGCAAUCACAGAGCAACUAUAUAAAGAAAAAUAUUGGGAAGACCAUCCAGGACAGGAAGUACCUUUGAUGAAACCUAUGUUUUACGGUGGUCCUUGGAAAGUAUACAGAGGCGAGGUUCCAGUCUACCCAAGUGACAAACCUAAGUGAAUUGGGAAUGAUGGUAUAUAAAUAGCAAUCCUGGUGUUUACAUUAUUUUACAUGCAUAUUGCUAUAUUUUGAGGUUGCAUUAGUUAGACUGAAUCAAAGGCCCGUUAUUUGGCUUAUGCCUAAGUUUCGAUUCUUAUAGAAUGAACUCCCAUUUCAGAUGCUUGUCAAAUAAAUGUGAUUACAGUUUCAGCUCUAAAAGCUUGGGUUGUAUAUCAAUCACUAUCAUUGUGUGACCCUUGAGUAAUCUUUUUUCUACACAAAUGCGUUGUUUGAAACUAAAAAUCUUGUAAUACAUUCUAUUUAAGCUACAAUUUACAAA
Molecule: messenger RNA, 932 nt
Organism: Amaranthus tricolor (Joseph's coat)
Lineage: Eukaryota; Viridiplantae; Streptophyta; Magnoliopsida; Caryophyllales; Amaranthaceae
Exons: 3
Coding region: 308-613 (101 amino acids)
Source: RefSeq, a predicted model, not a curated record